UUCUGUGUGUUUUCCAGACAGCACGACUAUGUGGACGUCGCUGCCAUCGCUCUGGUUUCUAUCCGUCUUAGUCUUGUACGGGUGCGAGUGCCCUUCGGGAUUCGGCUGCCCGAGGAUCUGCCGCUGUUUCUCCAACACAAUCAGAUGCAAUAACGUGACACAGGGGUCAGCGCUGGUGAUGGACCACAGGGAUAAAAGACUGUUUCUCUAUCACUUGUCUCUGCACACUAUUUCGAGCCAUUCUUUUGAGGGUUUGAAGGGAGUCCAGAGGAUUGAGAUUGCCCAGAGUGUAACCCUGGAAACCAUUGAGACACUAGCGUUUAAUAACCUUCUCAGCCUCUCUGAAAUCUCAAUCCAGAACACGAGGAGUCUGAUGCACAUUGGCAGAAGGACAUUUAACAACCUUCCCAAACUACAUUAUCUGAGCAUCUCAAAUACUGGGAUAACAGUUUUUCCUGACAUUACAUCCGUCAGUUCCCUCGAAUCAGAGUUUAUCUUGGAUAUCUGUGACAACCUCUACCUACUGGAAAUACCUCCAAAUGCUUUCAUCGGCAUGACCAGAGAAUAUGUUACCAUGAACCUGUACAACAACGGCAUCAGAGAAAUACAUGACCACGCCUUCAACGGGACAAAGAUAGAUAAGCUGGUAUUAAAGAAUAAUCGAAACCUCAGAGUGAUCCACAGAGAUGCUUUCAAGGGAGCCACAGGCCCUGGAGUUUUGGACGUCUCUGCGACAGCUCUUGCAAGGUUACCGCCGCACGGACUGGAGUCAGUUCUGGUGUUGUUCGCUCAGUCGGCGUACGCCUUGAAGAGUCUGCCUCCUCUGCAGGGGCUGCAGAGCCUGCGAGAGGCCCAUCUCACCUACAACAGUCACUGCUGUGCUCUGUUGAGCUGGAACUCCAACAGGGACUUUCCCAUGAAUCCUGCAUGGAAUAAUAGCUCUACAUAUUGUGAUGACAGUGACGCGUCAACAAGGGUUCAGCAUGUGAUCGGAGCUUCAGCUGAUACGACUCUUGUCAUGGAUGUGCCAUUUUUGGAGGUUGAAGGGUUUGGAGACGUGAAUUUCUACUAUCCAGAAUUGGACUUCUGUCAGACUCUACCAAUUUUGGUUUGCACACCCGAAGCGGAUGCUUUCAAUCCCUGCGAGGACAUCGCAGGUUUCAGUUUUCUCCGAGUGGCCAUUUGGUUUAUCAACAUACUGGCCAUCACAGGUAACCUGACAGUGCUCCUGGUCUCCUUCACUAGCCGCAACAAGCUGACGGUGCCUCGCUUCCUCAUGUGCCACCUGGCUUUUGCAGACCUUUGCAUCGGGAUCUACCUCCUGAUGAUAGCCACAGUAGACUUGCGCACACACGGUCACUACAGUCAGCAUGCUAUUGAAUGGCAGACAGGGCCUGGAUGUAGUGCUGCGGGCUUCCUCUCUGUGUUUGGUGGGGAGCUGUCAAUAUACACGCUUUCCACCAUCACCCUGGAGCGCUGGCACACCAUCACCAACGCUCUGCAGAUAGAGCGCCAUCUGGUACUCACACAGGCAGCGAGCAUAAUGGCGGCUGGGUGGCUCAUCUGUCUUGGGAUGGGGAUGCUGCCCCUGGUUGGUGUGAGCAGUUACGCCAAAGUCAGCAUGUGCUUACCGAUGGACAUAGAGACUGGUCUGGCUCAAGCCUUCAUCAUAAUGAUCCUGCUCUUCAACGUGGGCGCCUUCGCGGUUGUGUGUAUUUGUUACGUGCUGAUCUAUCUGGCUGUAAAGAACCCAGAGGUCCCCAGAAGAAGCGCCGACACCAAGAUUGCAAAGCGCAUGGCAGUUCUCAUCUUCACGGAUUUCCUCUGCAUGGCUCCCAUCUCCUUCUUUGCCAUCUCUGCUGCAUUCAAGGCUCCCCUCAUCACAGUUACCAACUCCAAGAUCCUGCUGGUCCUUUUCUUCCCCAUCAAUUCUUGUGCCAAUCCCUUCCUUUACGCUAUCUUCACCAAGGCUUUCAGAAAGGACGCGUAUCAGCUCAUGAGUGCCAUGGGCUGCUGUGAGAGCAAGGCCAGUGUUUAUCGCAUGAAGGCCUACUGCUGCAAAAAUUCAAUCAAGAGCAACUUGGUAUCCAAUGAUAAAGGACCAGGCACAGGUGUGAGGCUGGCUGCCAUGGCAGAGCAGGGUUGUCACCUGAAAGAGGAAGAGGAGCUCACCUGAAAGAGUAAAGAUGCAAAACUCUUUGAGCCUGCUGAUAGGACAAUAGAAGAGAAAUUGAGGAAAAACAACUCAUUCUGGAUUAUGAGGAAAUCAUUUACUUGUAGGCAUCUAACAUGUUGACUCUGACGACACAUUUCAUUCUGCACUGUUGGAGAUGGUCACAUUUUUUAAAUGAAAGUUUAAGAAAAUCGUAUUAAGUAAACUCUGUUGACUGCUACGACAUCAGGUGCCUUUUCCUAACAAAUCUAAUAUUAGCUCAGCUCACUGAAUGGGCCUUUUUCCUAGAAGACACGUUGACUGGUCAUAAAAGGAAAAGUAUAACUAAUAACAUUGAUGAUGCUCUGUUUAAUCCGAGUAAGCCAUGGGACAGGAAAAACUUAAAUGGAAUGGAGCAGUCACUGCUGGCAUUAGUCCCACCGGUAUUUUUCCUGCUUAUCACAUGUCAAAAUAUGGCUCCUGAGUGAAGGGGCUAUGGCAAGGUGGACAAAAUGGAAAUGUACAGAAGAACAGCUACUACAUGAACCCUUGUUGUUUUAUCAGUCACUCUCAAGAAUAGACUUUCAAUCUCAGCAUAAUUGGAUGAUCUAAAUGGACAAGCCCUUAAAAUGCUCUUAAAAAAUGGAAGUUUAUAAUUCCUUAAACACCGGGCACAGUUCAUCUACUGACUGUGUAAAGCUCCAAAACAUCUACUGUGGACCUUGUGGUUAGAUUGAGUGAUGGCCUUCAUCAUAAUUCAUCAGAUUCAUUAGCAGUUGCAGUAAAAACCAAGCCAUACUCUGCCUCUGUCGAUUAACUUCAACUCUGUUUUUAAUAUAUGUCAAAUAAAUUGCU
Messenger RNA from Chelmon rostratus (copperband butterflyfish), 3007 nucleotides. It is a transcript of the gene lhcgr, whose product is annotated as luteinizing hormone/choriogonadotropin receptor. The coding region runs from base 29 to 2176 and encodes 715 amino acids. Gene Ontology annotation, cellular component: membrane. NCBI's taxonomy places the organism in Eukaryota, Metazoa, Chordata, Actinopteri, Chaetodontiformes, Chaetodontidae. The transcript has 11 exons. The record is from RefSeq and is a predicted model, not a curated record. Gene Ontology annotation, biological process: luteinizing hormone signaling pathway; phospholipase C-activating G protein-coupled receptor signaling pathway; male gonad development. Gene Ontology annotation, molecular function: thyroid-stimulating hormone receptor activity; luteinizing hormone receptor activity.